Molecule: messenger RNA, 2140 nt
Organism: Aspergillus wentii DTO 134E9
Lineage: Eukaryota; Fungi; Ascomycota; Eurotiomycetes; Eurotiales; Aspergillaceae
Product: protein phosphatase regulator SHP1
Exons: 3
Coding region: 165-1691 (508 amino acids)
Biological process (GO): nuclear membrane reassembly; proteasome-mediated ubiquitin-dependent protein catabolic process; membrane fusion
Cellular component (GO): nucleus; cytosol
Molecular function (GO): ubiquitin binding
Source: RefSeq, a predicted model, not a curated record
AUCCAGAGAUUCAAAUGCCUGGAUAUUCUCUUUUUGUAACAGUUUACUGCUUUAUUCAUUGUAGGUAUGGAGAGCAUUAUGGCAUAAUCACCUACCUAGCUACCUGCAUACAAAACCGCGGCAUAGCAAUUACAUCCAAUUAGGAUAUGCCAAUUUCCCGCCAAAUGUCUAUUUAUUCUCAUAUGAGAGUAACAAGACUCAAUGACACUUUCCAGCCUAGACUUUCCAGUCAGAAAACAAUACUGGCUGAAUGUUCAACAUUUCGCAGGGAACAUAGCGGCAUGCAUGCCUCAGGAAUGAAGACCAGCGGAAGAUCCCCUCUUCCGGAUGACCAAUCAGGCGGCAGUGACGUACCCUGGAUCUUGUCGAGAGCUUUCCAUAGCAAUCAGCCGCUGCUCUUCCUUCUCCAAAGCAUCUAUCUCCUCAUCUCUUCAUCCCCUCACUACCACUCGUUGUUCUCCUUUCUCACUGCGCUGAGCUCUCGAAACCCCUACACCUACAAUAAACAAAGCCUUGCUGAUUUCGCGCGACUUCUCAAACCUACCGUCAGCAUGGACCAUAACCCCGCAAAUAACGAUGAGGUCGUUUCGCAAUUCUGUGCCAUGACCAGCGCCAGCACUUCAGAAGCACAGGAAUAUCUAUCGACCAAUGGAUGGGAUAUCGAGGCGGCAGUGACAGAGUUCUUCGCAGAACAAGACGAAGCCUCGCAGAGGCCAUCGGGAGGUCGUUCUCUAGGAGGUAGCUCGGCUCAGUCACCGGCUCCUACACAGCAGGAAUCUUCGGGAGCACGGAAAUCAGCGCCCCAAAAGAAAAUUGCUACACUGGGCGACUUCACGUCUGGAGGUGGUGAUUCUUCCGAUGAAGAAGAUGAUGAGAACCAGGACAUGUUUGCUGGAGGCGAAAAGUCCGGACUGGCUGUGCAGAACCCUGAUGAUCUCAAAAAGAAGAUUAUUGAGAAGGCCAAGAGAGCCCAGCCCCCCACUUCUGAUGACAAUGAGCCUAGAAGGUCGUUUUUCACUGGAUCGGCCCGCACCCUUGGGGGCGAUGAUGCUCCUAGCAGAGUGAUCGAAGCCCCGAGUGCGCCGACCGUUCAAAGACCGCAACGGGUGCAAAGGACGCUUCACUUUUGGCCUGACGGAUUCUCUGUUGACGAUGGUGACUUGUAUAGGUCUGAUGACCCUCGGAAUGCAGAAAUCUUGGACGGCAUCCGGCAGGGGCGUGCUCCGCUUUCGAUCAUGAAUGUCCAACCAGGACAGGAGGUAGAUGUGGAAAUCAAACAGCAUGAUGAGAAAUACGUGAAGCCAAAGCCCAAAUACAAGCCAUUCUCGGGGGCUGGCCAACGACUCGGAAGCCCAACACCCAGCGUGAGGAGCCAAGCUCCUCCAGUAGAACCUACUGCCCCUAGUCAGAGCAACUCUGAACCUGUCAAACCCAAUGUGGAUGAGUCGCAGCCAACGGUAACAUUGCAGGUCAGACUUGGUGAUGGUACACGGCUCACGUCCCGAUUCAACACAUCGCAUACCAUCGGUGAUGUUUACCAGUUUGUUUCUGCGGCAAGCCCAGUCAGCCAGUCCCGCCCUUGGGCGCUGAUGACUACUUUCCCCAGUAAGGAGCUUACUGAUAAAGCUGCUGCCCUGGGCGAUCUCCCCGAGUUCAAGCGAGGUGGUGUGGUGGUUCAGAAGUGGCAGUAGAUGAACCUCAGAAUUAACAUAUCCAAAUGCACUUGUCCGGCCUCCAUACUCUUCAAAUGGUGACAGUGCUUUCUAUUUCUUUUUUUACUUUACAGUGGUCAACAAAAGGUUUCGGGUUUAAUGGCAAAAGAACAUCAUCUAGAGGUCUUUUACAGAGACUUGAUGGCAUUUUAUGGAAUAACGGAUACUAUUUGGUAGAUAGCAGACUUUUCAGAGAGAAAAGACAAUGCAAACCCAAGAGCACACAGCGUGCUUCAACUAGAGUCCAACAGUCCAAGUCAUCCCAUCAGUAAGAGCAGAAAUGAAGCUUGUCUUGCCUGCGAAUAUAAUAUCUAGCAUGCUUGAGACGAUGAACACCAUAAUUUCGCAUCCAAUGACUUUGUCUCAUUUGUCAUAUUAACGAAAACAGAUAUAUCUUGCAGUAAUAAUCAUAAAUGCAGCAAUGGCGG